Messenger RNA from Linum tenue, 2341 nucleotides. The record is from the annotation of a GenBank genome assembly. Lineage: Eukaryota; Viridiplantae; Streptophyta; Magnoliopsida; Malpighiales; Linaceae.
CUAGCUCCUACGCUUCUGCCUUCAUUUUAAAUGUUCCCGAAACCAAAUUUCUCCUUUUUCCUUAAACUCCCCCGCACGAACCGAUUGAUUAGAGCGAGAUAAGGAGAGCGAGAGGCUCCAAAAAGUUCGAGAGUUCUCGCUUCUACGCUUCUGCCUUCAUUUUAAAUGUUCCCGAAACCAAAUUUCUCCUUUUUCCUUAAACUCCCCCGCACGAACCGAUUGAUUAGAGCGAGAUAAGGAGAGCGAGAGGCGCCAAAAAGUUCGAGAGUUCUCGCUUCUUCGGUUUGCUGUUCUCCUUUUUCCCUUUUCGGUUAGUGGAUGGAGAGGUUGGGAUCGGCACCGGCGACAACGCCGGAGGAGGUGAAGUAUGUCAGCUGGGAGGAGGUGAAUGUGAGGAGAGAUACAGGGAGGGCAGAGGUUCGAUAUUACCUGAGGCGUAACGACGGAGGUACGGAUCUGGCUGUCGUUGGCAAAGAUAGAAGAGCUUGAGGCAUAUUUCUUACCGCUACGGCAACCGGAUUCGUUCCCUUUCCGUUUCUAUGGGUCCGCUGUUGAAGCUCGGGACCAGGCGUGAGGUUGUGGAUUGGCUCAACUCGAUUGUUUCAGGGAUGCUUAUUCAAUUUUAAAGAGCUGGUUGAGAGCAUCGGAUCCUCAUGCCCUCAGUAACUAGAUUCAUCGCAGCAACAGUCAUAUGUAUCAGCAAGAUCUCUUAGCAGCAGUUAUGCCUGUGAAUCAGAUGUUUUGAAUAUCGAGGGUCCUCAAUCUCUGAAAAUCAGACAUGUUACUAGAUCAUUUUCGUGGAUGGGCUCCCCUUGGAUGUGCCGGAGAAAAAGAAAACACUUUCCAUCUUUCCAUAGAAAUGGUGUUAAAAUUUCUGUGUAUGAUUUUGUGUACGUUCUAGAUGAGGAAGGAAAAAGACUUGUUGCAUACUUGGAAGAUAUGUAUGAAGAUUCAAAUGGCAGUAAGAUGGUUGUGGUACGAUGGUUUCACAAAAUUGAUGAGUCCUCAGCACUUCCAGAAGUUCCAGAGUGUGGCAGCACAUACUAGGAUGAACCCGAUCGUAUGCUACCAUCUGUUUGAAGAUGAUGAAGUAAAGCCCUUCAAUGUCACUAGAGUGAAAGGCUACUGGAACCAAGAAAUAGUGAAGCAUAUGUACCCUGUAUCUGGUUACAAAAAAGAUCAGGCAGAUUUGCAGCAGUUUGGUCACGAUGAUGAGGUCAGGCCUACAAAGAGGCAUUGUCGAUCCAGAGGUGAUAGUUUGCAUGCCCUUGAUCAACUGCAAACAGUUAAGGAUAAGCACGACUUAUGUGGUAGUUUGCCCGACAGCAAAGUAGUCGAGUCCUGUCCUCCUGUUCGGGGAGGACAAACCGUUGCAUUGUUAUCCAAGACUGAGGUCAAGGCGAACCCUCAUCAGCAUCUGAAGGUUGGCCAUGAAGUUGAAGUGCUCACACAGGAUAGUGGAAUUCGAGGAUGCUGGUUUAGGGCUAGAAUAAUUAAGAAGCAUAAGGAUAAAGUUAAAGUGAGGUAUGAUGAUAUUCAAGUUGCAUCUGAUGAAGCCAAAAAACUGGAGGAGUGGAUGCUGGCAUCUCGAGUUGCUAAUCCUGACAAGUUGGGCAUCCGGAUAUCUGGAAGGAUAACUGUCCGUCCUGCCCCCGAGUUGGAUAAAGAUUGCCUGUUUGACGUCAAACCCGGAGCUGCUGUUGAUGUGUGGUGGCAUGAUGGCUGGUGGGAAGGGAUUGUUGUUGAAAUGGAAUCUGAGCAGACAGUUCGUGUUCAUUUCCCAGGAGAGAAUAAGGAAGCAGUGUUUGUUCGUUCCGACUUGAGACAGUCUCAAGAAUGGUUAGGGAAAGGUUGGAUAAAACUCGAGGCAAGGCCUGAGAUUAUGGAUUCUAUUCCAUCUCGGUCAUUAAGCAAGCCUAUAGUGAGCCAACAAGUUGCUAGUAAGUUGGCUCAUCCUACAAUUUCUGAUCCGAUGCAUCAUCCCAGGAAAGUUGAAACCAACAGCAGUGGCAAGUUAAGAAGCGACCAUGAUAGAAAUGAAGAAUUGCAGAAAGUGGUUUUGGAUCUGUCAAAAGAUGAUUUUCUGACCCAACUCAGAUGGAAAUCCUCAAGGAAGAGAAGACGUGGUCCUGAUGGUGGUGGAACACCUGCAUCUGACCUGAAUAUCAACCAGAAGAACAAGAGCAGCAAAAUGAGUCAUCUAAACAUCCCCGGACCAGAUGCCAGACUUCUGAUUUCUAAUGCGUUGGGCAUUGACCAUGGCAACUGCAAGUACACGAGAGAUUUGCUGUUUGCAUCCUCUGCUGUACAGCCUUUAACAAGCUUAGUGAUGUCAAGAUGA